This is a messenger RNA of Chiroxiphia lanceolata (lance-tailed manakin), 4445 nucleotides long. RefSeq names its product serine/threonine-protein kinase pim-1-like. Gene Ontology annotation, biological process: protein autophosphorylation. Gene Ontology annotation, cellular component: cytoplasm. The record is from RefSeq and is a predicted model, not a curated record. The transcript has 7 exons. Bases 331 to 1542 code for a protein of 403 amino acids. Gene Ontology annotation, molecular function: ATP binding; protein serine/threonine kinase activity. Lineage: Eukaryota; Metazoa; Chordata; Aves; Passeriformes; Pipridae.
GGGGCGGGAGGAAGGGGAGCUCCGUGACUGCGGCCGGGGCUGGUUGGGAGCGGAGCGGCCGGGGCUGCCCCCGGGGCUCGCGGGGGCCAACGGGGAACGGACAAACAGACCAACGGACCAACGGCCCCAGCGCUUCGGCGGCAGCAGCGGCGGCAGCAGCGACUCUAGCGACGCGCUCUCGCUCUGACUCUUGCUCGUGCUCUUCCUCCUCCUCUCCCUGUGCCGGUGUCCCUGUGCCGGUGUCCCUGUGCCGGUGUCCCUGUCCCCGUGUCCCUGUGCCGGUGUCCCUGUCCCCUUCCCGGUCUCCCCAUCCCCUUGCCGGCCCGGGCCAUGGCCCCGGCCGUUCCCCUCUGCCGGGCGGGGCCGCCCCGUCCCCGUUCCUGGGUGGCCCGGCGCGGUGCCGGCCUCGCCCGGCUCCCGGCGCGCCGGCUGUGGCGCUGCUGGGCGCUGCUGUGGGGCUGCCUGUGGGACGGGCUCGGCCUCGCCGCCCCUUGGCUCCGCCUGGCUCGAGCCCGGCGCCUGCCGGGGCCGGCGGGGGACGCGGCCGCCGCGGCCGCUGCCGCCUCGUCGGCGGCUUCCCCGGCCGGAGCUCCGCCGCUCGCCAGCUCGGCCGCCGGCAGCGAGCCGCCGCUGGCCGCUGCGGCUGGGAAAGCCCGGCCCGAGCCGCUCGAGGGGCGCUCGGGGGCCGUGCCGGGCCCCGGCCCGAACGCUGACGGCCACGUCUCGCCCGCCCCGAAGGCCAAGGAGCCGCUGCACGAGCGCUACCGGCUGCGUUCGCUGCUGGGCAGCGGCGGCUUCGGGCGCGUCUACGCGGGGACCCGCCUGGCGGACGGAGCCCCGGUGGCCAUCAAAGCCGUGUCCCGGGAUGGCAUCCGGCGGUUGGGCGAGCUGCCUGACGGCACCCGGGCCCCCCUGGAGAUCGUGCUGCUGGACAAGGUGUCCAAUGGCUUUGCUGGUGUCAUCCGGCUGCUGGAGUGGUUCGAGCUCCCCAACGGUUUCUUGUUGGUGAUGGAGCAUCCGAAGCCGUCUCAGGACCUCUCUGGCUUAAUCAGGGCGUGGGGGUUCCUGCCGGAGGAGAUGACGUGGGGGCUGUUCCGCCAGGUGCUGCAGGCCGUGCGGCACUGCACCAACUGCGGCGUCCUGCACUGGGACAUCAAGCCCCAGAACAUCCUCCUCCACCUGGCCACCGGCGAGACCAAGCUCCUGGACUUUGGAUGCGGCACCUUCCUUCGGGACACGGUCUACACCCGGUUUGCAGGAACACUGUCAUACAGCCCGCCAGAGUGGAUCUACCUGAAACGCUACCACGGCGAGGAGGCGACCAUCUGGUCCCUGGGCAUCCUGCUCUACCAGAUGGUCUGCGGGAAGCACCCUUUCCGCAAAGGCCCCAAGACCAUCUGGGACCAGCUCCCGUUCCCACCACGGGUCUCUCCAGGCUGCCAGGACCUUAUCAGGUGGUGUUUGUCCAUCCGCCCCUCGGACAGGCCAGCAUUGGAAGACCUUUUGUGCCAUCCUUGGGUGCAGAGCAUUCCCCUGCCCUAGAAGACGGGAGAGAUCCACGUGCUCACUUUGAUCCAGGGGCCUGGCAAACAGCUGGGCCCUCGGCAGAACGCUGACAGCCUGGUCUGGCCCCCAGGGAAGGAGAAGGGGCCUCUGGAGAAGCUGUGCCGGGUGGGCCUGCUGCUGGAGACAUGGAGGACGACGUCAAGGAUGACAAGCUCUUAGCUGACCCGGACGCCGGCGAGCUGAGGAUGAUGGACUUUGAUUCUGGCCCCUUCCUCCAAGCCGUGCUCCACACGCCGUUUGCAGAUGAGUCCACACCCAGGGGGUGCUCCCGGACGCGGGCAUUGCUCAGCCUGACUGGGCACCCAAGGUUCCCCCUUUGCUGGCGGGGAACCUGAGGAAUUCUUCAGCCGGCUGCCAAGCUGCUUCUUGGCAGGAGGGUGGGCGGGUGCUCUGGGCUGGCUGUGAAAUGGGAGCCCGGCUCUGCCACCAGCCUCUGCCACUGCCCCUUUGCUGGGCAGGGCUGGGGCAGGGGCAGCCAGCCUGCCAAAAACAAACCCCCGUGGGGGGAGCGAAGGCGGGGCUGCAGAACACCAGCUGCUUUGGGCUGCAGGCCAGGGAAGGCUUGGGCUGCCUUGGCUUAGGAGCCUUUCUUUGGGCCAACGCAGCAGGGCAGGGAGAAGGCCUGGGUUUUCCUGAGCUGGGGGAGGUGGGGUUUUUCUUUGGCCUGGACGGGUUGGGCCUUCCUCAGAACCAUGACAGAAUGUUAACAGUUUACCUUUUUUUCUUGUUUCCACUUUUGGUUUGUAAUCUCUGUUCAUGAAUUUCUUGUUUGUUUUCGAGGGAAGAGUUGGAGCUGGUGCCCAGUCCAGAUUGGGAAGGGCUGGGACCAUCCCUGGAGUGGAUCCGACGUCCCCUCUGAGAAGGCUGAGGACAUCCUUUGGGACACGCUCUUCUUCCGGCAGCAGAUCUUGUGAGAUGGGACCCUCUGCCUGAUCUCCCGUGGAUCCGAGGGAUCUCUGGAUCUUCACGCCGGCCCCAGGACUUUCCUGGAGAAGAGCACAGAUCUCCAGACUGGUCUGGGAUGGGGGAAGAUCCCACUGGAUAAUAAGGCAUUCUUUUGGGGAAUCCUGUCCCUCUAAGACGUGUGGAUCUUCCAGCUCUUUGGGUGGGUUAUUUGGUGUUCCCCAAUUUGGUCUCUGGCUUUGUUUUAUCCACUGAUCAUUGUUUUGUGUUUGUAUUUGUUUCUGCACUGUAACGUUUGCACAAGUGGGUUCUAGGUCCAAAGCUGACCCCAGUUGUACAAGCAGUGAGUCAGCAGUGGGGUGUGUGGAAGAGAAAUAAUCCAAGCCCUGCCAGUGGAGUGGGAAUAGGUGAUGGGAAAUGUAGAAAUGUUGCAGGUGAAUAUUGGCAGAUGGAUGUGACUGAAUUGCCCAGAAAAGGGGGGUGUAAAGAUCUCCUAGUCUUGGGGGAUACCUUCUCUGGGUGGCCAGAGGCUUUUCCUUGUCACACCAGCCGGGCUGGGGAAGUGAGUGGAAUACUGUUGAAUCCAAGAAUCCCUGGAUUUGAGGUACAUUUGGGAAUGUCACCAGACAGAGGUGCCCACUUGACUGUAGAAGGGGUACAACAAGUCAAAUCAGGGAUGCAUUAUUGCAGAAUUCCAAAGGCCAGAGCCCCUUGGGUAAUUGAGAGGUUGUCUGAGAAGAAACCAAAUGCUUCAGUCUGCUUUGGCUCUCCUGCCAAUAGUGAAUUGGGUCUUGACUUGGGAGCAAAAUUUACAUCUCCUUUUAGUCUCAAAUGUGACCCAAGUGUUGCCUCCAAGGGAUUGUUGGGUGUGCCCUCCUUUACCUGGAAAGACAAGGAAGCCAUUCCCCAUUUCUGCCUCCCCUAUUCUGGCAAGAAAUGAUUCCUGGUCCCUGGGUGAGCACUUGUGUUCCCCAAACAGGAGACCCAGCAGUGAGUGUGCAAGUACCCCCCACCAUCUCUGACAAUCCUGCCUGUGUCCAAAGCUGUGACCCCCACUAAAGGGACAGGAGAACUGGAUUGUGUUAAUGAGAGUGGCCCGUUUGUGGGAAAUCACCCCCAAUGUCCUCAAACCCUUCCUGCUGGGGAAAUGACUGAUCCUUGGCCGGUCCCCAAUGGAACGGGGUGGUGUUGGCCGUGUGGAAAUAACACCUGUGAAGGGUUGCCCCAAAGCUGGAAGGGCAUUUAUAUUUCAGCUUGCAUCAGGAUUCAGUGCUGUAGUUGUUCUAAUGCCUUGAGCUGUAAAAUGAAAUAAAGCUCCUAAGACACUCUAUCCCUUCAGGAGCUUAGUCUGGAAAAAGGGGGGAUUUGAUGUGGGAUCUAGAAGACUGCUCCCAACAUUUCUCUAUGGCCAAGGAAGGAAAACUAGAAUCUUGGAGAGGUCCUGGAGAAUUGGAUCAGGGAUGUAACUAAGCAAACAGGAUGGAAGCUGAGCUCUGUGGACCCAGAGAAGAUCAAACCCAAACGUUCCAGUCUUUGUGGUGAAAGGUAAUGACACUGUGUCUGCUCAGAACCAAGGUCAAGAAGUGGACACCUCAACUUUGGGGGGCACCAGAUGCCAAAAAACCCACCAGAGAGCCCUGAAGGAGACCCCAAAGGACCAACUAAGGACUUGCAAUAGGGGGUGUGACUGUGUAAAGCAAAGUGAUGUCUGUGUCUUAAGUAAGGGAGAAUAUGUAAUGAACAUGGAAACUGUGUGUGUAAUAUAAAGCCCUGUCUGUCUGUCACUGAAGUGCUGAGGCUGAACAACAGGCCCUGAGCCAAGCUGAGCUCUAGAUGAACCUUCCAACCUAACAGUGUAUUUAUCCCUGUAUUUGCUCCUUAGCUCAAACUGUGUAUGUUUGUUGGUCAAAGAUGUAGUGUGGAUAGACUACCCGUGUAUCUGCCCAUGAACCAAAUAAAUGUGCUUAUCAGUGAGA